UCUCAUACAAUAAAAAUAGUUUUUAUAGUUUUUUUAAAAAAUAAUGGUUCAGUCCGUCAGAUUCUACGAGCAGAAGUAUCCCAACGUUGGGGAUGUAGUAAUUGUACGGGUAGAAUCUAUUCAAGAUAUGGGAGCGUAUGUUAGAUUGCUAGAAUACAAUAAUAUCGAAGGUAUGAUUCCGCACUCGGAGCUCUCUAGGAGGCGUAUUCGUUCCAUUCAGAAACUAAUACGUGUAGGUCGUAACGAGGCAGUUGUCGUUCUUCGCGUAGAUGAAAACAAAGGCUAUAUUGACUUAUCUAAACGUCGGGCUAAUCCCUCUGACUUAAUUCAGGCUGAAGAAAGAUAUCUCAAAGCUAAACUGGUUAAUCAAAUAGUCCGCAACGUUGCAGAUGUAGCUUCGUGUGAUGCCGAGAAACUUUAUGAAGAAACCGCUUGGAAACUUCAGAAAACUUACGGCGAUAUGUACAACGCUUUUAAGUUGGCAACAGUUAAACCGCAACUUUUCGAUGAGUGUAACAUAAACGAAAGUGUGAAAAAUAUACUUAUUACUAAAAUUAUUCACCAUCUUAAAUCUCAUCCUCAGAAAAUCCGCGCUGACAUUGAAGUCACCUGCUAUAAUUACGAAGGAGUUGAUUCUAUCAAGGCUGCACUAAAAGCAGGGAUGGCUGUGUCUUCCGAGGACAUUAGUAUAAGUAUCACUUUGACUUGUCCACCCACAUAUUAUGUUACCACUUUGUCUUCUAAUGUCGAAGGCGCGAUCGAGUCGAUGAAUAAAAGUAUUGAAUCUAUCAAGUCAAAGAUCGAGGAACUGGGCGGAAACUGCAUUUUAAAAGUCCCGCCACGUGUGACCACCGAAAAGGAAAAAGAUAGUUUGGAAGAGACGGAUGAAGAGUCAGAGGAGGGCGUUUAAUAGCCACUUUCCUAUAUUUGAAAUUAUAAAAUAAAGUUCUUAGGUGGUAUUGAACAAAUGCUGCGAUACGCAACAGUGCAAGCUUAAAGUAACAUCUUAUUAAGAGCAUGCCUUCCCAUGAAAGCGCCUGUGAGUACUACCGCCGACAGCGUUAAAAACCCUGCUACACUUGCGGUUGUUAUUAGAGUCUCCUUACGUUCAGUACUAACUUUGUUGCAGUUGGCUCCAAGUUUAUUGUCGAAGGCUCUCUAAAUAGUUUUUUAUCGGUCACAUUAGUAAGCUUAACUGAAGAAGUCGACGUUAUACAGGUUACCGGCCAGCAAGACCUUUUGGCUUUGGUUUGUUGAUGAAGAAUUCGCCUUGUUCAUCUAUAUUUCCUGAUUGAGUGCUCGAUUGAAGCUUUGCAGUCAAGUCAUGAUAUUUUUGUGCACUACGAUU
Molecule: messenger RNA, 1348 nt
Organism: Zophobas morio
Lineage: Eukaryota; Metazoa; Arthropoda; Insecta; Coleoptera; Tenebrionidae
Product: eukaryotic translation initiation factor 2 subunit 1-like
Exons: 13
Coding region: 44-910 (288 amino acids)
Biological process (GO): translational initiation
Cellular component (GO): eukaryotic 48S preinitiation complex; eukaryotic translation initiation factor 2 complex
Molecular function (GO): RNA binding; ribosome binding; translation initiation factor activity
Source: RefSeq, a predicted model, not a curated record